Molecule: messenger RNA, 1620 nt
Organism: Cuscuta campestris
Lineage: Eukaryota; Viridiplantae; Streptophyta; Magnoliopsida; Solanales; Convolvulaceae
Source: the annotation of a GenBank genome assembly
CGAAAGAAAAACAGAAAGAAUGAAAAUCCAUAUUCUCAAAUUACUCAAAUUAAAGAAUAAAGACCAAAUCUUCAAGGUAGGAGUGCCAAUUACACAAAGAUUGGUUUUUAGCCAUGGUUUUACUCUGCCCAAUGACUUAAGCUUGACCAUUUAGCUUGUGGAAGAGGGAACAACAUCAUCACCCCAUUCCAGUGUAUUUCCCAAGAAAUUCACAAGACCAACUCAAAGAAAUCCAUGACUAAGACCAAGCCCAAGCAAUAGUAGUCUAGGUAGGCACAUAAACCAUCCUCAUAGUUAAGCACAUGACAUAUAUACAUUUGUGAGAUAACAUAAACAUAUCAUGACAUCCAAGAAUUCCAUCAUCCAAAGGCUAAUCCACAGCCCAGGUAGAAGGUUCCAUGGUCAGCACCAGUAGAUCCCAAGCAGUAACAAAAUCCAGUAGCAAAAUCCAGUAGUAGGUGCAAUUUCAACCUGUACGCAGCACCUGUACGCCAACUAUGAGCAUCAGCAGGUCCUCCAGACAGUAGCUCAGUGGUUGCAGCAGGAGCACAGCAGCGCCAUCAUGCAACAGGUCCUCUGGUUAUUGCACAGCAACUCCAAGUUCCGCGCAGCAGCAGCUUCAAAGCAAUUCCAAAGCAGCAAAACAAACCCGAAGCAGAAAGAGACCACCAUCUCCUUUAAGUUGGAAGACCAAAAUCAGGGACCAAUGUAUGAAAGGAACGGGUAGUGGUAGACCAAACCACAGCAAACAGAAGUCACCCAGUGCAAGGGACAAGUUGGUCUGCCAGCAACAUAUGUGUGCCAUCCCAUCCCUCAAGAAGACUGAGUUCAGUAAACAAACAGCACAAUGGAGUAUGCUAUUCGAAAAUGGCAGCACUGGAGAUCAUGAUUUGCCAACAGCAGCUUUGGGUGGCUCUCCAACGAAGUAGUCUAGCCAAACCCAGUGAUGCCACAGAAAACCAUUCCACGUAGCUGGUUGUGUCCUAUUUCUCUUAACAAUACCAUUACAGCUUCAUGAACAAACACUACAAGAAAUAUGUCCUUUAAUGAGAGUAAAAGCUGUAGUUAAAGAAACAAAAAACCUUCAUUAAAAAGUUUUAAUGAGAGGAAAUUUACUCCUAGAUUCAUAAGUUAUCAAAGAAGCCUACUUAGUUUUUUGUAUAAAUUUAUGGGGGCGGGGGAUUAGAGUUUAAGUAAAAAUAUCCCUGUGUCAGUAAUAUAUAUACUUACUGGAACAUCAUUACCAAUUAAAGACAAAGAAGCAGCAUCAACCUAUUCAGUUACACCGUCAUCCAAAGUUAUCACAGAUUUGCUAGUGGUCAAAACAGCCUUCUCGGUUUCAGGAGACACCAAACAAUCCUUAGUAUUAUCAGGAGGGACAUCCACAGAAGUUAUAUCCUUGGUUGGAGUAUAGGUUCAGAAGCUUCCUUGGACCGUACUGCAAAAGUUGCCUUGUUGGAAGGUGAGCCAUUUCAUUGAACGUGUGCCCCCUCCUAUAUAUGAAGGAUUGAACAAAAUACUCAUUAGAUGUAUCAUUUGACUAAUUCUAAUGAGAAGAAUUUAAAAAAUUUCCCCUCGCUGCUUCUUAGCCACAAAUCAUCAUCAAAACUAAAACGAAAG